This is a messenger RNA of Tarenaya hassleriana, 2406 nucleotides long. RefSeq names its product WPP domain-interacting tail-anchored protein 2-like. The record is from RefSeq and is a predicted model, not a curated record. NCBI's taxonomy places the organism in Eukaryota, Viridiplantae, Streptophyta, Magnoliopsida, Brassicales, Cleomaceae.
CAUGCGCACGCUCCCGCGGUCGUUGACUGAUCUGUGGGCAUCCCGCGCAUUUUAGCAUUCAGUACCGACGCCAGGAAAAAAAAAUACCCAGAGGAUCGUCCGUCUUCCACAAGGAAGAGAAAAAUUCAAUAGCUUCUUUGGAAGGAGAAGACUCGUGAUCCUCUUGAUCGCCGAAUUCAACGAAUCCCGUCGGAGUUUCAUCGUUCAGAAUGGUAGUACUCUCUAUCAUCUUGUUGGCUGGUGUUUACGUUCCAGUUCACCUUUCAGGGCUUAGGUGUCGAAGUUGAAGAAACUAUUCCCGAGAUGUCUAUGGAGAGUGAGGCCUUGGAUAGCGAGAGUGACAUGCAAGAGAUGAAUGAUAUGUUGAGGAUCUUGACAGAAAUAGACUUGGACACAACAUAUACUUCAGAAAAGCUGCUGAAUUUUCAUGUUCUUCUCAUGCACCUACUAGCCUGGGAUAGUGAUCUUGAAGGCAUGGCCAUAACUGAUUCUACAGGAUCAAUGGAGAAAGCUUUGACGUUUGAUCUCUUAUGUGGUAUUUUGGAGUCCGAGUUAAGGGGGGUGGACGAGUUCUUGGAUGUGCUCGAAGCCCAAGUUAUUGACAUGUCAUACAAGCUAUCUUCAUGUGGACAAACAAAAGAAAUUUAUGUUAUUAUGGGAAGCAAGUUGGAUGAUUCUGCUGAAUCUUUGAAGCAGUCUAGGGGGCAACUCUCAGAGAUCACAUUGCAAUUAGCACAGCUCCAAAGAACGCUUCAUUAUAUAAAAAAUGGUGGAGGUGAAAACGAUGAGUCAAUGGAGUUCCCGAGAAACAGUCACCUGAAGGAUGUCGGUAGAAAGUUGAGAAGACCGUCAGAUUUAAGGCAGAAACAUGUUCUGACGAUGCUGGAGAAGUCUUUGGGAAGAGAGCUAGAGCUCGAGAAGAAGUUAUCAGGAUUUCGGCAAAAUGAAGAACAGCUGCAACUCAAGCUACACUACACUGGGGAGGUGGUUUCUCGGAUGGAAGAAGCAUCAGAAGUUAUAUGGGGACGGUUUUUAGAGGCGGAAAAUUCUUCAGAGGUGCUUAUGGGGAUUUCAAAGGAACUCAUCGGUAAACUUCAGAUUCUCCAGUUUAAUCUGAAUGGGUCAGUCCAGCGGGAGUCUGAACUUAAGUCUAAGCUUGAAGAUUGUAUUGCACAAAACAAAGCCAAAGAUAUUCGCUUGCAAAAGCUUGAGGAAAGCAAUGGAGAAGGUAUGAAGUUAGUUUCAGAAGUACUCUCUUUGAGGGAAAAUGUGAAGUCAGCCGAACAGAAGCUAAAAAAUACCGAACUCGAGCUGAAAAGUGUUGGUAUCUCUAAACAAGAAAUUCUAGUACAGCUUGCUGAAAUGGAAAAUGCAACUGAGUCGCUAAAAGAAAGCCUCUUCGAGGCUGAAAGUAGAGUGGAAAGUGGAGAAACAAAGAUAAAAGAACUAACGGCUGCAAAUCUUGAACUUACCGAGGAAAUAAAUUUUCUCAAAGAGGCUGAUGAUAAAAAUAGGAAGAAGGUGACUUCACUCGAGAAGCAACUGAGGGAGUUAGAAGUUCUACUGCAAAACUCGAGGGCAUCAUCAGAAGCGAGUCAAGAACAGCAGAACAUGCUAUAUUCAGCAAUAUGGGACAUGGAGACUUUAAUAGAAGAACUCAAAUCAAAGGUCUCGAAAGCUGAAACCGGGAGAGAUUCGGUGGAGGAGCAGUGUAUUGAGUUGUCCACAACCAACUUUGAAGUGACCUUUCUGAGGGAAAGAGUUGAAUCCUUAGAAGUAUUGCUGGAUCAAAGUAAACAUGAAAAACAGAGAAGUGCGCAAGAAAUAAAUGCGAGGAACAAGCUUUUGAUGGAUAUGGUCAUGCAACUAGCCACUGAAAGGGAACGUAUACAAGAACGGCUAUAUUCUUUGGCAAAGGAAAACGAGUUAUCGAGGUUGCGCAAAGUGGGAAACAAACAUCAAGAAUAUGAAUCUUCCACUGGAGAUCGAGAUGACAAAGAGCUACAUUUUCGUGAAGAUGGUUGCAAAACAGAGGCCUUUGCUAAAACUCUGCAGGAGGAUGAGACAACAGUGGAUGGAACAGGACCUGAAACUGAAUCAGACCCUUCUGUGUCUGAUGAGGGCGGAGCAGGAACGAAGAACGAAGCCACAGAUAUUAGCAAGGCAAAUAGAUGGAGGCCCAUUCGGGUUUUGCCCGUCGUUUUUGUGUUAAUUAUUUCCUUCUUGGCCUUGGCUUUUGUCAAACAAGAGCUCUGAAAAUCCCCUCUAGUUUGCUGGGAGGAGAAGGAAAUUCUCCUGGCUAUUGCCACUACUCAUUGGUUGUGUAUCAGUUGGAUACCAUUUGUAAUUUUGUAUCUUGUGAUGUAAAUUAUUUCUUUGUAAUGUUUUAUUUUUCACUUUGUUUAA